UCUGGUAGGAUGGUCAGAAAGGCUGCAAAGGAUGAUGGUGAAGAUGGUGAGGAUAAGCCAACUGACGAGGCGCGGAAGGACAAGGAUUCAACGUUCCAGGAUAAGGCGGAUAUAGCGUACGGUCUUAUGUUUCCUCCUGCGGCAAUUGUGUUUCUUUGGUCUAGACUCUAGGCUCUGGGAUGGAAGGGAUUGUGCAUGAUAUGCUGUACUUGAGCAACCUAUCGCUACUGCAUCAGCAACAAGAAGCCAUUCUCUUUUUAUGCAACUUGUACGCUCAAUUUUACACUUCGUUUCCUUAUUUGUAUCGUUUCUUGGUACUUCUUUUCUCUUUUCUACAACUUUCCAUUAUAUUUUUCACGUCCCUUUUUCUCGCGGCAGAGGUGUAUAUAUGGCUAGGUCAGAUUCAUGGACGACUCGUCUUGCCGAGAAUAGUGGCUACCGAGAGACAUACCGAAAGUUUAUGGAUACCACUAAUAUAUACAGACUUCUCGUUAGCUCGAGAGACUUUGAAGAAUCAUAGCUGAGCGUGCCACAACGACUACAUAUAGUCCAGUUCCUGAAGCGAUAAACAAGGCAGGAAAGGAAAGGCCUCAGAUCACGAUAAAG
Molecule: messenger RNA, 606 nt
Organism: Aspergillus steynii IBT 23096
Lineage: Eukaryota; Fungi; Ascomycota; Eurotiomycetes; Eurotiales; Aspergillaceae
Exons: 1
Coding region: 180-524 (114 amino acids)
Source: RefSeq, a predicted model, not a curated record